AUGAUGGAUGUAUGUGUUUGCUUCACUGAUUGCUAAUUCCCUGUAGUGCAUGUGUUUUAUUGUCCGUAUAUCAUCUGAUGCAUGCUUCUUCUCUUGAAUAGUCGGGGAAUUCCGUCAUUAAAAAAAAAGGUUCAAUCAUGUUAAAGUUCAUGCCUGCUGUUGGUACACGGAAGUAUGACCCUGAAAAAAGACAGGUGAGUCUCAAAUACAGAGUUCCGCUUUGACUUCGACGCUUGCCAUGUAGAAAUGGCUUAUUAAACAUAGAUAUUUUUUGUUUUACUAGGUGAUAUCACAACUGUAAUGAUGUUUUCACCUUUUAUUAUUUGACGUUUUUUGUUUUAUGUUUCAUUUGCUGACUUCCGACUCACCUGUCAUUUUUUUAGCUCUUUGCUUUAUCACCUACAGAAGUCGGAUGCUUGAUUAGCUUAGGUCCUGAAGAAUCUUGUGAAUUUUUCCACGAUCCUUCCAUGAAAUCAAGGUUUGUUAACUUCUUUCACACGAUACGCCAAAGGUGUUUAUGACAUUUAGUAGCAUUUGUCAGCCUUCUUGUAGCACCUGUUUUGUUGUUACAUUAAAAUGAUUGGAAAAUCAUUGUGCUGACAAAUGUCUGAAAUAAGUACAGUCAAGAAGGCGAAGUAAAAAAGUCACUCACUGUAAGCCCCACAUCCAAUGAUGGUGGUUAUUUCUUCACUUUGAGUAAGCAUCCCUAUAUCUGAAAGUCGUCUAUUACAUUUUAAAUUCUUUUUCUUUACUUUGAAAGUAUUUUCAAAGCAUCGCCAUCAGUGCUUACGCGCCCACAUUUCGGUGUGAUCAUUUCCUUUUUAUGCAGAGAGAGUUUAGUCUACACGCUGUCCAUUGUAUUUUAAUCACCUCUGUAAUGCGUGACUGCAUUCUGAGAAAUUUACUUUUGGCAAUCAAAUACCUCACAAAAAGGGUAUGCUGUGGGUCGAUAACCAAUUCCUGGGAGGAUCCACAGGUGCAAAUGUUCUGGAGAUUGGUUCCAUUGCCAUAGAUUGUGUGGAGAGGUAUUCACAAAUGUACUGCAGAGAAGUGGGGGAAAGAAACAGACGGAUAAAAAGUGCAACGAUCGAUGAAGUGGUGCUGCAAUGGACUUUUUAAAAGGCGGCAUGUCCCACAUUGUAUAGUGUGGCUAAUUAUGGAUGGUUUGCGAAUUAGUAUGCCGAAUAGCUGGAGAGGACUAACGACUCUCGGUGCACCGACCUUCUUCGUGGGCCAGACCUUUGAAGAUGAACAACAUUAGUGGAUGUGAUCUGAACAGACCCCAAAAGGAGAGAGGUUGUGGGACGCACAUGCGUGGAUUAAAAUGGCGGGUUUUAUUCUUUAUACAAGUGAGAGGUUGGGACUAGAACGAGACAAAUGCAGAGUGGUUUAUUAAAGGUGCGUUAAGACCGAGGGGGGCCUCUACGUGUUGGAACCAAUGCUCGAUAUUCUAGAGUGCUUUUGAAUCGUGUGUUCUACAUGCAUGUUCACCGCUACACUUGCCCGUUCAUUUUAUUACACCAUAUCAAGUGCAAAGCGUACGGGAGAAUAACGCUUCGUCAUGACUUGUUUCUCUGCAAGUUUUCUCAGCUGCGUUCCCGUUAAAAUCUUGGUGCAGAUGUUUCUCGUACCGCUCAGAAGUCUGUAGAACGCUUUACCCUGCCGAUCACGAAGGCUGAGUUCUCUGUGCUGCGGACAUCGUUUAGCGUAAGUGUUAUUUUACUUGGGGGAAGAAGAUUAGAUGUUAUUUUAAUUGAUCGCUAGAACUAGCUUGUUGUAUAUUCGUACGGGGGUUGUUAUCCGUUUUUCCACAGAGAGGUCCCUUCGAAGGACAACGCAGUGCCGUCUGUUCACGAAUCCAUCAUUCUGAGGGGAUCUGGUUUCCGGUAUCUAGUCAGUCGACCUCUCAUUUCCAUUGCGUAUUAGUCAACCGUUGCCUAGUUGCCAAAGGCUGCAUUAUCAGUCAACUGCAGCGGGAGAUUAACGAAUUGGUCGGAAAGUGAAGACGGAAGGGGCACACCGUGGAUAAAUAACCAUCGGCCUGACUCGUGUUCUUUUGCAGUUCAUCUUGCCUUAUAUUAUGGGCUGGGACCGCCUCGUAACGGGAGCGUCACAGCCUGCCCAGAUCGGGGGCGAGGGUCGGAAGGCGGCGACGCGGCAGCUCAGCCCGGACUUGGAGUGGGACCAGUGA
This is a messenger RNA of Spirodela intermedia, 2191 nucleotides long. The record is from the annotation of a GenBank genome assembly. NCBI's taxonomy places the organism in Eukaryota, Viridiplantae, Streptophyta, Magnoliopsida, Alismatales, Araceae.